UAUUCAUCGACACAUUCCGGCCUCGGUCUUGUCUGUUCUGGAUACCCAAGUCCGCGCAAACGACAGGAGGGAUCACUCGGAACAAGCCUGCAACGAAAACAUGGCGCCGCCCAGGUUCAUGGGCCUCACUGGGCGCCCGUUGUCGGUGACCGUCUCGGCCGUCGCGACGACGGGCUUCCUGUUGUUCGGAUACGACCAAGGAGUUAUGAGCGGCAUCAUCUCAGCUCCCGCAUUCAAUGACUACUUUCCAGAGACGCGGGACAACCCGACGAUGCAGGGUUUCGUGACUGCCAUUUAUGAGAUCGGAUGCUUAGCAGGAGCCAUGUUUAUCCUUUGGAUAGGCGAUCUUCUGGGAAGGCGAAAGGCCAUGAUCCUUGGUGCGAUCAUCAUGGCAUUCGGCGUAGUGAUCCAGGUCUUGACACUCAAGCCCAGUCAAGCUCCGUUGGCGCAGUUCAUCAUCGGAAGAACGGUUAUGGGCGUGGGCAACGGUAUCAACACCUCGACGAUUCCAACAUAUCAGGCCGAGUGCAGCAAAACGUCCAACCGCGGCCUGCUUAUUUGCAUCCAGGGCGGCACCAUCGCGUUCGGCACUGUCAUCGCGUAUUGGCUCGACUACGGAGCAAGCUUCGGCCCGGACGACCUGGUGUGGCGCUUCCCGAUCGCCUUCCAGCUCAUCUUCGCCCUCCUAGUGGCGGUGCCCAUGAUCUUCCUGCCCGACUCCCCCCGAUGGCUGCUGACCCACGACCGCGUCGAGGAGGCGGACCGCGUCAUCGCGGCCCUCAGGGGCUACGAGCUCGACUCGGCCGAGACCGCCCAGGAGCGCGACCUGAUCGUCGACAGCAUCAAGGCCUCGGGCUUCUCGGGCCAGAAGAGCACGCCCUUCAAGGCGCUCCUCACUGGCGGGCCGACGCAGCAUCUGCGGCGCGUCCUGCUGGGCUCCGGGUCGCAGCUCAUGCAGCAGAUCGGCGGCUGCAACGCCGUCAUCUACUACUUCCCCAUCCUGUUCCAGAAGAGCCUCAACGAGACGCACGAGAUGGCGCUGCUGCUCGGCGGCGUCAACAUGAUCGUCUACGCAAUCUUCGCCACCACCUCCUGGUUCGUCAUCGAGCGCGCCGGCCGCCGGCUGCUCUUCCUCAUCGGGAGCGUGGGCCAGUGCCUGUCCAUGGUCCUCGUCUUUGCGUGCCUGAUCCCCGGCACCGAGGAGGCUGCCAAGGGCGCGGCCGUCGGCCUGUUCACCUACAUCGCCUUCUUCGGCGCGACGUGGCUGCCUCUCCCGUGGCUCUACCCGGCCGAGGUGAACCCGAUCAAGACGCGCGCAAAGGCCAACGCAGUGAGCACGUGCACCAACUGGCUGUUCAACUUCCUUGUCGUCAUGGUGGUGCCCAUCAUGAUCGCCAACAUCAGCUGGGGCACCUACGUCUUCUUCGCAAUCAUGAACGGCCUCUUCGUGCCCAUUAUCUACUUCUUCUUCCCCGAGACCAAGCGCCGCUCGCUCGAGGAGAUCGACAUCAUCUUCGCUAAGGGCUUCUCCGACAACAUGUCGUACGUCAAGGCCGCGUACGAACUGCCCUACCUCGCGCCCGAGGAGGUUGAGGGCCAGUCCAUCAAGUACGGCCUAAUCCGGCAGGGUGCCGCGGCUGGUGUCACUGCCGGCGAGAAGGCGCCCCAGCCCGUCCAGCGCACGUCCUCGGACGAGAAGCCGCGCGUCUCGAAUUGGGGAAGCGGCAGCGACGAGGAGCAGGGCACGUCGGCGCCGGGGAUCGGCAACUCUGCAUCCGCCGCGGGUGACAGGAAUGUCUGAAAGAAAACGCAGGAAUCAGAGAAGGUGUGAAUGAUACCAUGGGCUCGAGAAGGCCCGGCGGCUGUUAUGCAGUCUUUGCUUUCGUUAUUUUCGUUUCUUACGCGACGACGCUGGACAGUGGAGAUUGCGCAGUCAUGUCGCGGUGAAGUAUUUUGAUUACCACCAUAUGUUCUGGUCUGUUCCAGUACCUGCAUUUAGCAUAUGAUAGAAGAUAGAUAGAUUAGAGUCUAUACCCGGCGAAUAUGAGAAUAUUUGCCAUCUCUCGAGGUUGAUUGACGGG
Messenger RNA from Gaeumannomyces tritici R3-111a-1, 2081 nucleotides. Its product is annotated as sugar transporter STL1. The transcript has 3 exons. Gene Ontology annotation, biological process: carbohydrate transport; transmembrane transport. Gene Ontology annotation, molecular function: carbohydrate:proton symporter activity. NCBI's taxonomy places the organism in Eukaryota, Fungi, Ascomycota, Sordariomycetes, Magnaporthales, Magnaporthaceae. Gene Ontology annotation, cellular component: membrane. Bases 101 to 1801 code for a protein of 566 amino acids. The record is from RefSeq and is a predicted model, not a curated record.